Messenger RNA from Anolis carolinensis (green anole), 9705 nucleotides. It is a transcript of the gene elk1, whose product is annotated as ETS transcription factor ELK1. Gene Ontology annotation, molecular function: DNA-binding transcription factor activity, RNA polymerase II-specific; sequence-specific DNA binding. The transcript is spliced from 7 exons. The record is from RefSeq and is a predicted model, not a curated record. Gene Ontology annotation, cellular component: nucleus. Lineage: Eukaryota; Metazoa; Chordata; Lepidosauria; Squamata; Anolidae. Gene Ontology annotation, biological process: regulation of transcription by RNA polymerase II; cell differentiation. The coding region runs from base 578 to 1828 and encodes 416 amino acids.
AGCUGGGCCCGCCUCUCGCCCCGCUCCAUGUGACGGGCGCCGUCAGCGCGGCAUCUCCUCCGAAGAGGUCACUGGCGGCAGGAAGGAGGAGGAGGAGAGGAGGAGGAGGAAGAAGAAGGCGAAGAGGAGGAGAGGGCCCGCCCCCCCCCCUCUCUCUCUCUCUCUCUCUCUCUCCUUCCCCCUCCCCACACCUUCCCCCUAUCUCCCCCUCUCAACCCACCCCGCCUCCUGCCAGAGGACAGCAGCUGGAAGGAAGGAGCUGUCCAGGGAGUGGGCGCAGACACUUGGAAAAAAGCUCUCCCAGCCUCCCAUCCCAAAGUGGCCGCCAAGAGGAAGAAAAGGAGGAGGAGGAGGAGGAGGACACCACUAAACCAGCCCCCAGAGACCGGAAGCGGAGGAGCCCGCCCCAUGGAGCCCCCCGGGGCUGCCGCUGCUGCUGCCAUGCUGACAGCCACUUAUUCCUGGAACUUAUUCCCCAAGGCACCUAUACGGUUCCACCACCUCCUUCAAAUUCCUCUUCAGUGAAGCCUUUGGCUUAACUUCUUAGUUCUCACGCUCGCCAUAAAAAAGCCUAAUCAUGGAUCCUUCAGUCACUUUGUGGCAGUUUCUGCUACAGUUACUGGAGCAGCAAAGCAAUGGGCACCUCAUCACAUGGACAUCCAAUGAUGGAGAAUUCAAGCUGAUUGAUGCGGAAGAGGUUGCACGGCUGUGGGGGCUGAGGAAGAACAAGACCAACAUGAACUAUGACAAGCUAAGUCGGGCCCUGCGUUACUAUUAUGACAAGAAUAUUAUCCGUAAAGUCAGCGGGCAGAAAUUUGUCUACAAGUUUGUCUCGUACCCGGAACUCUCUAGCAUGGAAGGCGUGAAGGAAGAUGGAGCAAUCAAAAGGCUUGAGCAGGUCCAGAGUGAAACCAAAGUGGGAGAUGGGACAUUUGGACCUCCAAAAGUCCCUCGUGGAGGUGCAGGCACCCCACGCAGUAGCCGGAAUGAAUAUAUGCGUUCUGGGCUAUAUUCUACGUUCACCAUCCAAUCACUGCAGACGCCUUCCCCCGCUGGACGUACUUCUCGUCAUGAGACGGAGCUCUUGCCUGUGGUGCCGCCCCCCGCUGCCCCCCCAGACCCACCACCCCCUCCCUUGGCUGCUGUCGAGGAUCUGCCACAGUUGCACAUCAGCAUUGAGGAAGCAGAGGACUCUUCAGAGCCACUCCAGGUCAUAGUAGAGCCGACACCCUUGGAGACGCCAGCUCUCAAUGAGAAGGUUUUGGUGAAGGUUGAGGAGAACCUGGACCUUGAAGAAGAGGCAGCUGCUCUGCUGGUUAUCAUGAACGCUGGAGUUAAAGAGGAGACCCAACCUUCUGAGAAAGCCUCCCUGGAGAAGGUGGCUUUGGAGGCGGCAGUGUCCCUGGAGGAAGGGGAAGGGCUGCUGAAAGAGGAAGCUCCGUCCCCCAGUCCAAUAGCCACGUCUCUCGAAGGACAACCCCAGAAGGGCAAGAAGCCCAAAGUCCUGGAACUUCCUUCAUUGCCAACUCCAGAGAAAGUGAAUGCUGCUGUGAACAGUCUUCUGGCUCCUGGAGGAACAGGGAGUAGUACCCUGACACCCACCACGGUUAUUUCCACUCAUGCACUGACCCCUGUUCUCCUCACACCAAGUUCAUUGCCGCCCACCAUCCAUUUCUGGAGCACACUGAGCCCCAUUGCGCCACGAAGUCCUGCCAAGCUCUCUUUUCAGUUUCCCAGCAAUUCUAGCUCACAAAUCCAUAUCCCCUCACUCAGCGUGGAUGGACUUUCCACUCCUGUAGUCCUGUCUCCUGGGCCCCAGAAGCCAUAAUGUUUCUUCUCUCCAUCUUGGCCUCCCAUGUUCCUGUCAAAUUGCUGGCUGGACAUUCCUUCCAAGCACUUGGGAUUACUUACUUGGCUGGACUGCUACAUGUCCUUUCGUUGACCGGAAGACGUCGUGGUUGAGUCAUAGAAGGUUCAAUUGAGGGAUGAACAUGACAUAGCCAGCAGAUUCAUCCAGAUGUCCUUGGAUAUACUAGGAUUCUCCUUUGAAACCAAAUGGUGUCUCCUUCAAGCCAAGAAGCUGAGGUGAUGCAUUUACCUCCUUCUGAAAUGUUUCAUAUGGCCCUCAAAUACUUCUUUGGGGCAAAGAGGAGAUAACCUUCUUUAUUUGGUCUCCUCUCUGGUUAAGGGUUGUUUAUAUGUGGCAAAAUGAGCUCCUUUUGGAGACCUGUCUUAGCAUUCAGUCUCUUAAGGGAGAGAUGUGUUUGAGGGACUACUUAGUGCGAGAAGGUCAUCCCACUCCUACCACAGUCCAAAGCAACUUGAGUAUCUCAUUACAUCCCAUCCUUCUCUCCUUGCCAGUUUAUUUGGAGCUCGAAGGUCCGUACUAUAGACCCUGCCAGCCCUGUUCACUGGGGCUGUAUAUAAGCAUCUGCCAUGUUUGUUGUGGCUGUGUAGCCAUUACAGCUGGGCAGUGAUCAGGUUGUAGUCAAUCUUUGCUUUGAAUGGAUGGAUGGGUUGUGGAGUUUCAGCCCUGUUUGUUUUUUGGCUGGAUGGGAGUAAUAAUGUCAGUGUUAGGCAUGCAUCUCUUGUGGCUGAAUGAAGAGACAGCACUGUUGUUCUCAUGUCUUCAGACUCUGUGAAAGAGUGCUGGCCACAGUCAUGAUUUGAUUUGGGGAAAAAGGAAUGUGUUUGCUGUGCAACACAAUAGAAGGACAUGGUGUCCGUCAUGUACAGCUUUGCUUAGGUAAGGUAGCAAUGUCUGCCAUGUUUGUUUUGGCUAAACAAUGCUGACCAAAAUUUAUUGAGGAAGAUGUUUGUAGCAUCUGUUUUGGUUAUGUCAGAUGCUCCAUUUGACAUCAAUGCUACAGCUAUGGAGGUCUUGGCAAUCUUACUUCUCACCACCCCUGAUGCACUUCCCAAAGGUCAGUGGUCACCAGUUCGUCAAUGUGGAAACCAGCAAAUGGAGGUCCUGCUGCUGAUUUCAAGGGGAACUUUCUCUUUUUGCAGAUGGGUUUCCGUAAUUUAUUUCCAGACGACCAAAGGUCACCACAGAAAAUGGCCACAGGGAGGCCUCUGCCCUGUCUACUUUUGACUGUUUCCCCAUGUUUUCCCCGUAUUUUCAUACCUUCAUUAUUGGAGAGAUGUUACGAUAUUAGCCAUCGGAUGAGGGAAUUUUACUUACCCAUUGGCCACUAACUAAGGAAAAUGUCCGAAUGUCUCAUACCGCUUCAGUUUCUUCCAGCUCUUGAGUCACUCUGGAAGCAGCUAUCACAAAUCCCCUGCAUCCAAAAAAAAAAAAAAAAAAAAGAGUUGGCGAGGGCAUGAGGAAAGGAUUUUCUUUGAAAACAGUAGAAGUUUGGCCCCUUUCUCCAGCUCUUUGCUUCCUUCCAGAUGUAUCAUAAGGGAAUUUUUGACUCUGUACCAAAGGGCUGUGCCACUUUAUGAGGUGAGUUUGUUGUAAUUCAGAUCCUCAGAUGGUGAAGAUUUAAUGACUUACUGAUUGUGAGGUUUCUGGGGUUUUCCCAUAAAUAUUUGUUAGUGAUAUAGACAGGAUGCCAUUUCAGAAAUAUCACGAUUUGUGAUUAGAAUUCCCAGCGCCUUCUAUUUUUUCACAGAGUAUAUCUAUAUCUAUCUAUAUGUAUCACAGUUUUAUCUAUUCUUGAAAGAGUUCUACUGAGAGAAAAGUAGAUGGCCUCAGAGCUAUAUUUAUCUUUUUAUUGGUCUGUUUUUGAUAUCUAUUUUUUAAACUGGGGGUGGUGGGAGAAUGGGAGUUCUUUUAAAGCAAGAUGGGAAAGGGAAGAGCUCAGCUCCUCAGUUGUGCUUUUGUGUCUGAUUUUAAGUGGAAAGGAAACUUUAGAUGCAUUGUCCAAAGAAGUGGUUUGCAAAUAGUUCCCAGCAAGAAGUCCAGUCAUGGUGGAUGGGCUCCUCUGUGAGAGAAUUUGCCCACCAUUACUGAUGUUCCCUGAUAUUUGCAGCUAUAAGGUAGCCUUGGUUUUAUUCUAGAAAAUUGCUCCCAUCCCGGUGUCCUCCAGAUGUGUCACACAAUGCCAAUCAUCCCCAGACAGCAUGACCGGCAUACCCCAGAAUCCUCUGAAACUCUUCAGGAACUCAAUUGGCAGUGAUGCUCAGCUGCUUCUCAGCAGACUAAAUCAUCACAGAAAGGGCUUGGAGAAAACUCCCUUGUGGCUCAGAGAACAGGAAGGUAUUUUAUGGGCAAGGUAAGGGUAGGGAGCAACUAUUUUACAACCCUUUUGCUUUUAGAUCACCCUGCCCUUUUUUAAGGUGAUUGAUGGAGAUCACAUUUUAAAAUAUCUAGAAUUUCUGCCUUUGGUUCCAGCUUGACCCUGAUUUGUUGAUAUCCACUAGCAGAUUCAGAAGUCAUGAACUUCAACAAGCUUAAUUCAGCAUUUUUGUAGCUGAUCUGUUAGAAUCUGCUCUUGCAACUCUCUUGAGCAAAGCAGGUGGAGGUAGAAUAGAGGAUAGGUAACAGACUCAAGAUUUGGCCUGACUGCAUUUUAGAUGCCAGAUUUGGGACUGGCUUUGAAAGCAAGCAAUUUUAACCUGAAAAAAGGUUAUUUUAUUCAUCCCUUUGUGUAGCAUUUAAUUCUCAUAACAAUUGUACUUUUUUGCACUUCCAUAUUGCCUCCUAUGGGGAGACAUCUUAAGUGCUUUAUGAGGGGUGGUUUACAGAUUAAUUUAAUAAAUUAAGGCACUUUGUGUAAACAGCAAUCUGCAAAUCAAUCAGGUACAAACCAUGAGUGUUACUAUGGACAAGAUUGUGCGUAAAUCAUAUGUGAUUUGUGUAUAAAGUAAGCUGUGCUUUAAAGCAAACUGUGAGUACACCAUGCAUAAGCCAUGAGUAUAUAAUAGAAAAUGUGCGUGUGGAACAAUAAUACAUUGUGUGGCUAAGUCCAACAUUGCUGCUGCUGCUGUGGAGGCCCCUCAGCAGAGUGUGUGCCAGGUGAACUAAGUGAACCAUGGCAAGUUUUUGUGUAACCCACUAGUACAUCGUGAGUAAGUAUUUGUAAACAAUGAACUUGCAGUGUUGAUUUCAUAGUAACCCGUGGUUUCACUUUAGCCAUCCUCCAUGCAAACCACAGGGAAGCCAUGAGUAAACAAUCAGUAAAAUGCAAAUAUUGUUGUAUGUAAACUGUAAGUGAAGUAUGGUUACACUUUGGAGUACACCAUAUGCAAGCAAUGAGUAGGUCAUGCAAGCCAUGAUUGACCAGCAGUGGUCAAGCCAUGUGGAAGCCUACACAGUGCUGACACCAUCUGAGAAUGGUUGUCUCAAAUCAUGGGCUCUCCACCGUGAGCCUCUCUCGCUUUUUCUCAUGGAGGUGCCAUUGGGCUUGUCCCAGUUUUAUUGAGAGCACCCAUUGGAGUAGCUUUACAAACUCUUUGGCAUAGGAUGAAGGCCCGCUUGCACACUCUCCAUCCUGAAGCUUUGCCUUUAGGGUUAAUUGCUUGAAAGUCCCCGGGGGACUUGGGAGAGUGUGGCUCUAAGGAGCAAAGUGGAGGCCCUGUCGCCCUAUGCUCUUUUUUUUUACUAUUACUGUUUCAGAUUCUCCCUUCAACUUGUGCAGCUUUAAAAUACGUUUGUGCUAGAGUAAAAAUGAAACUAAAAAAUAAAUGUUUGUAGCCAUAUAUUAGUGCUGACCCAUGCAACAAAAGGAUUCCUCAUACGGUAGCAUGUUCAAGGAGUAACUGCAAAAGGACUAGUUCAGAUAAGAAUGCAAAAUAAAAGAUGCGAAUAAUCCCAAAUGCCUGUUUCACAUUCCAAGAGUAUUUCUAUAGUAUUGAGGGGGCAAAAAUCCUGAAUCUCUUUCCAGAGACUUAUCCUGCAGGAUGUAAAUUCCCCUGAUGUCAGUAGGCUUCUUUAUUGCGUUAUUCAUCAAACUGAGUGCCCUGAAUCCAAUUCAUUUCACCUCUAUAUCUUAAUGAAAUAUCAUGAGUAAUUGUGUUGUGGGUCCAUUUGGCAAGACAGGAAACCAUGGUGCUUUCAUGAGAAUAUAAUACACUAAGCUAGAUCAAAAGAUGGCCUUCUUGAAAGAAUUCAGAGAGAUAUAAGGAGAGAGUGGGCUGAUUCCUCUUCAUUAGAUAUCAUAAAUGAAAGCCUGUGAAAUCUCUUAUGAAGAGAUGCAGUCCUUUCCACAGCAUCCCCUUCUGCUCCUUUACCUCUUCCUCAGCCACACUUUUUCUCCCUGAUAAACUGUGGGUCGAAAGAAACCCCAUCUCUUCCAUUUCUGUGCCAGCGAUAAAUGAGGAACAGGGGGCUUUCAGUCCAUGACCUCUUCUUUCUUGCUUUUCCUAAAACCAGCUCCUGGGCUGUGUGGGUCAGGAGACAAGACCAUAUUGCCUCUCCUCUACAGCUCAGUUUCACAUAUUCAGUGGGCCAUUCUCUCCUUACAUUUCCUAAAUCACAUGCUCCUUUUGUGUUUGUUUGACCAACAUGGGGAGAAUGUAAAUAAGACAAAAUUAUAGGGAAGUCGCCAUACUUAUAUAAAAUAUUUAUUGAGUUAAUGGGAUGAGUAGGGUUGCCAGAUUGUUACUAGAAAUGGAUUCUAUACCAUUAACGGUUGCUUGGAAGAGGCGUUUCAGCAAAUGAUGUUUGUGUGACAACCAAGUCACAAGCAAAAACCCUCUCUUCUGCACAACCAUUAAACAUCCAGGAAAACCUUUUGGUUUUCAGUUUGCAAUCCUUUACUAUACCAGAGAUUGGAUAAAGCUAAUUUUUGAAUGAUAUGUUCUAGAAUCCCUCAGUAAAUGUGCUGGCUGAGGGCUUCUGGGAGUUGUAGUCCAAGAAAUUAUCUCAGCCUGUAAAACAGGGAAGCUAAUCUGCUAUUGCAUUCCAUUACUCUGUUAAUAAAUGCAUAGCAUGGUGCUGAUUGUAUGAAAGCAUGUCAGGGAAGAGCCCACAUUACCAUUGUCAGGGAUGGCAAGCAGAUAAUUUUUCCUCUCUCUGCCAUGGUGUGCAAGUGCAGAAUCCUAUUUUUCUCCAUAGCGAUGAUUGGCAGCCAUCCUCAUAUGAAAGAGAAAGGGAAGGUUUGCCCUGAGUGCCACUCUUGGGGUUAGAGAUAUCUUCCUUACUUUGUGGCUGGCAGCAACUUUCAGGAACCAAAGAAUGCUCUUAUCUCCAAAUACUGGCUAUGCCAUCCACAACACCAAAGGCUGGCUUUUGUAGCUGGAAUCCCUGUGGUGCUUUUCAGGGCAAAAUGUUUUACAAUCCCUAAAAACUAGUCAGUCGGUAGGUAGCAAAUUAAGGCAGGCCUUUGUAUUUUAAUGGUGUAAAAGACAUUUUUACAGGUACAAUUUUUAUUUUUUAAAAAUGCUGAAGUAAGAAUAGUAUCCUUAGUGCAACUUCAGGCAUAAGGGCGCAGAGUUCAGAAGCACUAUUUUCCUUUUCAUCUGGCCAUCCAACAUUUUGAGAUUGUUAAAUUUGAGACAUAAUUUUAAAUUACUGAAAGCCAUCCUGGAUGCCAUCCUGAGAGAAAGAUGAGGUACAAAUUCAAUUGAUUCAAUCAGUUCAAGCCUUUUAAAAUAGGGAUACAACAGGCAGAGAAAGACAAUAUGGUUUGAGUGCUGGAGUAAGAUGUUCGGAGACUAGGGUUUGAAUCCCCACUCAGGUGUAGAAACCUGCUGGGAGACCUUAGACAGUUCUCACUCUCUCAGUUGCAGAGGAAAGCAAAGGCAACCUCUCGCUGAACAAACUCUGCCAAGAAAAUCUUGUGAUAGGGUUGCUGUGAAUGAGAAAUGACUUGAAGAAACACAAGAACUAGAGGUAGAAAUGAACAUGUGAGGUAUUUUUUUAGUCAGAACAAUACAGUAUUGGCAAAGGCCUUAUAUGUUCAUUGGCUUCUUUGUAAUUGUUAAAUCGAUCUUUUCUCCCAUAAAAAUGGUUUCAGUGAAUUAAGAUAGGGGCUUGGUUGAGGGGUUUAGAGGUCCAAUUUGACAUAUUCCUCCCUUCAUAUUUUUCAGGCAGAGCAGGGUUGGAGAAUAAACAAACCUCUUUGUGCCAUGAGAAUGAAUAGUCAAGUCUUGGAUGUAGUAGGACUGAUAGAUUUCAAAAUUAGCCUGUCAGGCAUCAUGUAUGAAACAUAUUUCAAUUCUCAUGAGAAAGCCUGUACAACCAGAGCAAGCAAGUGAGAACAAAACCAGACUCCAAAUGAGGAAAACCUUUUUGGUUGAGCAUUAAGCGGAAUGAACUUUAAUCGUUUUGCUCCCAGAUUUAUUGGAGCAUAAAUUUUCAGGGACCAGGGUCACAAAACCAAAUGAAGUGCAUUCUAGUCCAACAAAAAAUUUAUACUGCUAUAAACCUGUUAGUUUCAAGAUGUCACAAGAAUUUCUUGAAAUCAACGACCACCUUCUUUGAAAAGAAUUAAGUGCCAUAUAUUUUCCUAGAAUGCGUGGUCUGAAAUUGUCUCUCUGUGUACGAUUUUCUGCUACUUUGUAACAAAUUUUCUGGACAGAUAUAAAAAACUAGUUAAGGUUGUUUGGUUUUUUUUGGAAGAGUUCAAAUUGACUGCCUCUGCUGAUAACAUUGCAUUCCUUUGCAUUCAUUUAUUGUUAAAUUGUUCUCUGAUCCUGAGAAGAUUCAGGGUGUGAGAAAGAUUUUACCAUGACCCAUGUUCCUAGAGCAUGAUGUUAUAUUUACAAAACAGUCCUCAAAUUGAUCUGGUAGGAAUGUAGACACAAGGAAGAGAAUCACUUUUGAAAUAUGUGAAGAAUAAGGAAAAGGUAGGAUUUUUCAGAUUACAACUUUCUUAGACUCCCAGUCAGCACAACCGUCAAGCAUCAGGGAUGAAAGAUUCUGGGAGUUGUAGCCUGAAAUAUAAUUUUCCAAGCUCUGGUGGCAUAUAAAGUAUUGCUGGAGCCAGCCUGGAUCAAAAAUCAAUAAGACCACUUAUGAUAAUAAAUUGGGCUGCAAAGCUUCAAUGAGAAUGUAUACUCAAAUCUUCAGAUUUAUCUUUGACCUCAGCCAGGGGAGUCUCUGUAAAUCUGAAUGCACAGAACUGGCACCCAGUAAAGCUUUACCCAGAGUAUAACAGGGACUGGGUGAGGAAGGUAUAUUCUUCCAUCCCGUUUUAAUAAAAUCUCAUAUCGGCUCAACGUGAACUUCAGAUUCCUCUCCCCAGCUCAACAUUAUCCAUUAUCUAGUUUUAUUUUCAGUCUAUGAGAUCUAGCAUGAGCCGAACUUCUUCAUAUGCCAUUUAAAGUGUGGUCAGACAGUAUCUUAGUGGCCAGGGAAGGGUGUGACCGCUUUGCCUUCCUCGCUUGAACAUGCUUCCUUUUGUAUUCGGGGUCUCCACCGGUUUUGCUGGGUCUAUGCUGUUCAGGAUUUUUCUUUAUCUCUUUGGCACUUUUGAGUCCUAACAGAGUGCCAAUGUGGCAGGGAUUUGGUUAACACAGCAUGGGAAGAACAGGGCAAUACCCAGGGAUUCAACUGUUGUGUCUGAAAUAGAUAACUUUCCAGGAUCCUGUCUCUCCCAGGGGUGUCUGACUGUCCUGCAAAAUGAUGAAGUAGAUCUACCACAGUUUCCUCUUCCCUGGUCUUCUUUAUUGUUGAUUUGAUCUUGAUCCCUGAGCCAGGGGUGAUGGGGAUCCAUUCCUCUCUGGAUACCUCUGCACUGGGGCAUGGAUCCUGUUUAUUUUUUAUGAUGAAUCUCUGGGAUCCUGCCCUGUAAAUAAAUUUAUUUUUCAACAAAA